AUGGCUGAAAAGUAUAAGUGCGAGCGCAAAGCACACCUGAAGUAUCAAAUCAAGCUUCUGCGAGGUGAGCUAAAGUUUUCUCUUAUGUUUUUAUUUUAGAGAAGGUGGAGAAGAUUCCCGAGACUCCGAACGAAAUCUACGGAAAUCCAGCGUUCAGCGACUUCAGAAUCCAAGCUGGAGACGAGACCUUUUAUGUGGGUUGUAUAUAACUUAUUUUUAUUUUUAUUUUAGGUUACAAAAUACCAAUUGGCGUUGAAGUCGAAGGUGUUCAACAGAAUGUUCGUUUCCGGAAUGAAAGAGGUGGACGAAGGCGUUGUACAGAUUGAUGAUGAUCCUGAAGCGGUCGGAGCAAUGCUCAAGUUCCUCUAUUUGGGCAAAAGAGUGAAAGGCGUGGAAAUGGCGAAGAACGUUGUUCAACUCGCCGAUCGUUACGAAAUGACUGAACUCAAGGUGAAUAUGAUGUAAUCUUUGGGGAAUGUUUAAUUGGCCAGGAGCCUCAUAAGUUUAGAAAUAUUGUCUGAUCCGUUUAAAAGUGAAAUUUUAGCGAUAAUUGGAUCUUUUGAUCAUUUUUGAUAUUAUCCAUGAGGUCAUUUUUUAAAGUAAUGUUUCUUUUGAUUUUAAGUGAAAGUUUUGUACGGUUUAUGGAAAUUUAGAUGGGAUAGAGUGUUAACUAAAGUAUUUAUGGUAUGCUCCUUUGAAUGUUGGCAGAAAAUUAAAUCUUUUUCUGAUCUAUACUACCACUAACUAGGACCAAUGUGAACUGGAGCUUUUGGACAAUCUGACCGUAGCAGGUUCCCAAGAUGCUUUCAUAUUCGCCUCACAGUUCCAGUUGUCUCAUCUUUUCCUCAUGGCCACCGCUCUCCUCUACUACAACUUCAAAGGCUUCGGCAACGACAAACUCGAGGGUAGGUUGCCCUAA
Messenger RNA from Bursaphelenchus xylophilus (pine wood nematode), 919 nucleotides. Lineage: Eukaryota; Metazoa; Nematoda; Chromadorea; Rhabditida; Aphelenchoididae. The record is from the annotation of a GenBank genome assembly.